AAUAAGGGAAGUUCUACUGGGAGAUGUUCCCCCUCAACGUACCUAAACCUGUUUCUCAGUUUGCAUCGUUGUAUGCCCGGUUUGUGGCGUUUUCGCAACAAAGAAGAAAUCGCUAAGAACGUGCAGCGAAGGAAACAAUCAUAAGAAGAUUCGACAUGGCGCUGUCAAAGACAAGGAUCAAGCUCACGCUCAAGCUGUUCUUUGUGGCUUUUUUCAUUCAGAGCGCGGUUCGUCUUUAUGCGUCUUGCAGAGAUGCAGUAAUGCUUCGUCAGAAUGAAGCUCUAGAAAAUCCCAUUGAAAGCAUUGUACCCAUCCUGCGGUUCGCCACCAGUGUCAUUUUGUUUCCUGCUCUUUUCCUUGCCCUCGAGAGGGGCCUCAAGUACUUGCUGAUAAUCUGCAUCGACUGGCUGGUAGUCCUGUCCUCGUUUGACGCUUACACGUCAUUUUAUACCACUACUGAAUUUCUGGGCGUGCUCAGAGAGGAAAGCAUGCAGGACAACGCGAAAGCUAUUACAAAUACUAUGGUUUCGACGCUCUUCACCUCUGCUUACGAACUUGCCAAUAUAUCUGCUAGGGCCUACAUACUGACUACUCUGGUUGUUCGUUACCACAGCAUGCACAGACAAGUGGAGCUCCCUUCAGCGCAACCCAGUUCAUCCAAAGGGAGCUCUGGCUGAGAUCAGCUGGAUUUUCGUUACUCAUUGCGUCGUGUAAUGCUGUUUUUCGUAGUACUACUAUAGUAUUUGAAUAUAUGCAAGUGUACACAGCGGUGCAAGAACGCCAACGCUGCUGCGUACACUGUAUACCUAGAGAGGACAUUAAAUGCAGCUGACUUUUGCUAGGAGGGGCGUCGGAAAGCGGACGCAAACCACGUAUAGGUGUAGGUCGUGUAGAAUGGUGCAUUUUUACAGGAGUCUCUUGCCUGCUUCUGAAGCACAAUAUUCGCCAUGUUAUGGUAACGUUGAUCGUCUAGUCACGGGUUGUAUACGCGUUUUACAUAGUGAAACAUUUCAAGACUUGUGCUUUCGUUGUUCGAAAUAUAAAGAUUAUAUAUAAAGGUUGGGCA
This is a messenger RNA of Ornithodoros turicata, 1066 nucleotides long. RefSeq lists its product as uncharacterized. The transcript has 7 exons. The record is from RefSeq and is a predicted model, not a curated record. NCBI's taxonomy places the organism in Eukaryota, Metazoa, Arthropoda, Arachnida, Ixodida, Argasidae. The coding region runs from base 156 to 677 and encodes 173 amino acids.